UACUAUAUUCGAUUCCAUAAUUGGAAAACUGCCAAAGUACAUUGUCAAUUGAAUUAUCUUCUGCAUAGCGCAUAUUAUUGAACUUUAUAAUGCCAAAACGCUCAAAACUCGCAAUAAAGAGUAAAUGCACCACUAAAGGUGGUCCAUGUAGCGCAACUUUCCCUGAUCAGAAGUCCAAGAGCUUUCUACCGGGACUCAUCAAUUCUGCCGAACGCCGUCAUUUUCUUCAUGACAUGGUGAAAACCUUCCCUAAGGUGAUUCAAAAUCGCAUCACAGUUUUGAAGAAUGCUCAAAUUGAUCAGAGUGCGAUAGACUCUGAAUUCUACAAGGAAAUUAAUGACUUAGAGGUAAAGCACGCUGCCAAGUGUCAACAGUUUUAUAAUCAGAGAUUUGAAAUAAUUUUUGGUAAGAUUGAUCCACCAAAGCAAGAGGUAAAAUGGAAAGUAGCAGCAGAUGAUGAAAAUAAAAAGAAUAAUUAUAACUUUGAGGAACAGUUGAGGGAAUACAAAAAAUUGUCAGGUGAUGCUAUCGGCAUACCCAAUUUUUGGCUAACAGUAAUGCGCAAUGUGAGUGCGCUUGCUCAUUUAAUAGAGGAAUAUGACGAGCCACUCCUUAGAAAACUAAUUGAUAUAAGAGAAAAGUGCAAUGAAACAAAUGGUUUUACUCUUGAAUUCCAUUUUGAAAAAAAUAAUUAUUUUACUAAUGAGGUUCUCAUUAAAAAAUACUAUUUGACUUUUGACCCUGACGAAAAAAUGCCAUUUCAUCAUAGUGGGCCUCGUAUUUGCAAUAGUCAAGGUUGCGUGAUUAAUUGGAAGAAAGACAUGAAUCUAACGUUAGAAACAGUUAAGGGAAUCUCUAGAGAUGAUACAAAUGAAAUUGUUUCUAUGACUGUUCCACGCCCGUCUUUUUUUAAGUUUUUUGAUCCAGCGGAAUCUAUGAAAAAUGACAUGGGAGCGUCCCUAAUAAUUGAUCAUAAUUUUGGGCUUUUAUUUCACUCACGUGUUAUACCUAAAGCUGUUUUGUACUUCACCGGUGAAAUGCCUGAAUUUGAUCCACAUUCAAGUGAUGAAGAUGAGUCGGAAAAUGAAAACUUAGAUAAUUCUGAUGAUUGGGACAAAUGUGAUAAGUUAGCAAACUCCAAUGUUUCCCAUGAUUCCGAUAAUUCCGAUAAUUUAAAUGAAGAGGGCGCUGCUAAGGGUGCAUCUCGUACUGUUGUCGAUGGUGCAGAUGUUGUUGGAGACUCAUUAGUGAACAAUGAAUGUAAUUCGGAGUGACAUUUGCUAAACAUUUAAUUAACAUAUAACUCAAGUACUUAAUUCUUUUAAUUUG
Teleopsis dalmanni is the source of this 1329-nucleotide messenger RNA. Its product is annotated as nucleosome assembly protein 1-like 4. Gene Ontology annotation, cellular component: chromatin; nucleus. The record is from RefSeq and is a predicted model, not a curated record. The transcript has 2 exons. Gene Ontology annotation, molecular function: chromatin binding; histone binding. Lineage: Eukaryota; Metazoa; Arthropoda; Insecta; Diptera; Diopsidae. Gene Ontology annotation, biological process: nucleosome assembly. The coding region runs from base 90 to 1274 and encodes 394 amino acids.